AGUCGAGUGUAUCUCCCCGUUCAGACAUUUUUUUUCCGUAUAGAAAGCACACGGUGCCAUUUAUAAGACUCUCUUUGAACGUAGUUUUUUCCGGAAAAGAUGUUUAUAGUGUAACCUGCAUGGUUUGACUAGUUCACCUGGCACCACCGUGGUACUACCUGCUGGAUCCUCUGGUAGGUAUCUUUAUUCUUUUCACAGCCAAUCACGCCAGCUGCGAUGACAGGUGUCGAGGAACAAGAAAAGCUUUUAGAGGAUGCCGUCGGAGUCGUGAAGGUCCAAGCAUUUCAAAUGAAACACUGUCUCGAUAAGUCCAAAUUGAUGGAUGCCUUGAAACAUGCAUCCACUAUGCUCGGUGAACUGAGAACUUCUCUUCUAAGUCCCAAAAGCUACUACGAGCUCUACAUGGCUAUUACUGAUGAACUACGUCACCUGGAACUCUACCUGUUGGAUGAAUUUCAGAAAGGACGAAAGGUUACAGAUCUUUAUGAGCUUGUUCAAUAUGCUGGCAAUAUUGUACCACGAUUGUAUCUACUUAUAACAGUAGGAUUAGUUUAUAUUAAAACAAAUCGAUACCUUAAAAGGGAUUUGUUACGAGAUUUGGUAGAGAUGUGUCGAGGUGUACAGCAUCCUCUGAGAGGACUCUUUUUAAGAAAUUAUUUACUACAAUGUACUAGAAACGUGUUGCCGGACGUUGCCGAUGGAGAUGAACAAGAAGGCACAGUACGUGAUAGCAUAGAUUUUGUUUUAAUGAACUUUGCCGAAAUGAAUAAGUUGUGGGUACGAAUGCAACAUCAGGGUCACAGCAGGAACAGAGAACGCCGAGAACGUGAACGAGAGGAGUUGAGAAUUCUCGUAGGAACGAAUCUCGUUCGUUUAAGUCAAUUGGAAACUGUUACUCUGGACAAAUACGUUAAGCUAGUGCUCCCUGGAAUUUUGGAGCAGGUGGUCAGUUGCAGAGAUGCGAUUGCCCAAGAAUAUCUAAUGGAAUGCAUUAUUCAGGUAUUUCCGGAUGAAUUUCAUUUACAAACACUGAAUGCGUUCCUAAAGUCGUGCGCGGAACUGCAAAAUGGCGUUAACGUUAAAAAUAUAAUAAUCUCGCUGAUAGAUCGUCUCGCGGCAUUUAGCCAGAGAUCAGACGGUGUGGGUGGUCCGCCCGGAAGUCCUAACCAAGUACCAGGAAUCCCACAGGAUGUGAAGCUCUUCGAUGUAUUUAGCGAUCAAGUGGCCACCAUCAUACAGACCAGGCAAAAUAUGCCUCCCGAGGACAUAGUCUCGCUACAAGUAGCUCUUAUUAACUUGGCACACAAGUGUUAUCCCGACCGAGUGGAUUACGUGGAUAAGGUGUUGCUCACAACUCUUCAAAUAUUUCAGAAAUUGAACAUAGACAAGUUGGAAUACAAUAGUGCCGUAUCCAGGGAACUUUCCCGAUUGAUGAAAAUACCGGUGGACAACUAUAAAAAUAUUCUGACUGUUUUGAAGCUCAAACAUUUUGCACCGCUUCUCGAGUACUUUGAUUACGAGGGUAGAAAGCUGCUCGCAGUGUAUGUCAUAACAAAUAUCUUAGAAAACGAGACACUGAUUCCUACUCAGGAACAAGUUGAGGCUGUUCUGUUGAUGGUGUCUCCGUUGGUACAAGAUCAGCCUGAUCAACCUAGCAUCAGCAGUAUGGUGGAGCCCGAGGAUCCAGAAGAUUUUGCAGAGGAACAAGGCCUUCUUGGUAGAUUGAUUCAUCAUUUCAAAUCCGAUACAGCAGAUCAGCAGUACAUGAUUCUGAGUGCAGCGAGGAAACACUUUAGUGCCGGUGGAAGCAAGAGAGUCAAAUACACACUGCCGCCGAUUGUUUUCCAAGCUUAUCAGCUCGCGUUUACAUAUAAGGGUCUCAAGGAUCAAGAUGACAUGUGGCAGAAGAAAUGUCAGAAAAUCUUUCAAUUUUGCCAUGCUACCAUAACAGCAUUAAUGAAGGCUGAUUUUGCCGAACUGCCAUUACGAUUGUUCCUUCAGGGAGCCAUAGCCAUCGGAGAAAUUCGAUUUGAUAAUUUUGAGAUGGUCGCUUAUGAAUUCAUGAGUCAAGCCUUCUCUAUAUACGAGGACGAGAUUUCGGAUAGCAAGGCACAACUUGCUGCUAUCACACUGAUCAUUGCUACUUUCGAACAGAUGAGUUGCUUCAGCGAAGAGAACGCCGAACCCGUGAGAAAUCAGUGUGCUCUUUACGCGAGUAAGCUUUUAAGAAAGCCAGAUCAGUGUCGAGGAGUGGCAACUUGUUCGCAUAUAUUUUGGUCUGGGAAAUCUUUGGCUACCGCCGGUAAAGAAAUGCAAGAUGGAAACAAGGUACUCGAUUGCUUGAAGAAGGGCAUCCGAAUAGCCAGUCAGUGUAUGGAUACGUCUGUGCAGGUUCAACUGUUUGUUGAAUUAUUGAAUCAUUACAUUUAUUUCUAUGAGAAAGGAAAUACGGCGGUGACUGUCCAAAUAUUAAAUCAAGUGAUCGCCAAGAUCAAGGAAGAGUUACCAAACUUGGAAGUGAGCGAGGAGACAGAACAGAUUCAGAAGCAUUUAGCCAAUACCGUGGAGCAUCUUCGAAAUCGAAUAGAAUCUUCAGAAUCGGAGGGACUGUCGUAUCAGGGCAUCGCUCUCUAAAAUCUGUUAUAAUUGUGAUGAUGCCCUGACGAUACCUUCGAAUUGGCCCUUGAUUCGUCGAGCUAGCGGUUAUUGCGCCUCAGUGUUAUUACAUUUCCACAGGGAAUAAAUAAUUGAGAUCCGCCUCUAAAGAACGUAAUAAGUCCUUACUGCAAAGUAUGAUAAUAAAUCACGGAUAUCGGUAAGACCAGCCGUACACUGAAGUCUCUGUGCUCCGAUGUUCAGUAACGUCGUAUAUUUCGUCAUACAUGAUUUGAGUAUGAUGAGCAUAAUGUUAAAGCCGGCUUUGAAAACGCAGUUGUACGUAUAAUUGUUGAAAUGAUCUCAAGUUGAUGAAUUCUUGUAUGCAUUAUUUUCCCUAUUGUCUUUUGGAACCGCAAAGUGACGACCGUGGACAACGUGCUUGUAAUUUUUUUGUUCCCUCCGACGUCGAUUGUCGUUCGCGAUAUCCAGGUGUUUCUAACAAUCGACUCGGAUGUCCAGGUUGGUCCAGGUUUGCUCUGUCGUUUUGUGCGUCCAAAAGGUUGGAUGCACAGAACCGGCUGUCUUAAGGAGGUCCUGUCGAUGCAUGCUAGUCAACUGAUCAAUUAUCAAAUCUAUUGAAUAAAUCGAUUAAAACAAACUGGACUUUCUACGAAAUUAUUCACAUUAAGUAUAGAAAUUUGUUUGUAGGUGUCUAACUUUGUGAAAUUAGCUCACUCGUACAAAUAUAUUUAAUAAUCAUACUCUCA
Cephus cinctus (wheat stem sawfly) is the source of this 3365-nucleotide messenger RNA. RefSeq names its product vacuolar protein sorting-associated protein 35 (gene Vps35). Lineage: Eukaryota; Metazoa; Arthropoda; Insecta; Hymenoptera; Cephidae. Gene Ontology annotation, cellular component: retromer complex; retromer, cargo-selective complex; late endosome. The coding region runs from base 217 to 2634 and encodes 805 amino acids. The record is from RefSeq and is a predicted model, not a curated record. The transcript has 12 exons. Gene Ontology annotation, biological process: retrograde transport, endosome to Golgi; intracellular protein transport.